Messenger RNA from Trypanosoma cruzi, 1254 nucleotides. Its product is annotated as tyrosine aminotransferase, putative. The record is from RefSeq and is a predicted model, not a curated record. Bases 1 to 1254 code for a protein of 417 amino acids. Gene Ontology annotation, molecular function: transaminase activity; pyridoxal phosphate binding. The transcript has a single exon. NCBI's taxonomy places the organism in Eukaryota, Euglenozoa, Kinetoplastea, Trypanosomatida, Trypanosomatidae. Gene Ontology annotation, biological process: amino acid metabolic process; biosynthetic process.
AUGGCUUAUUCAUUUGGCGAUUUGAGGUGUUCAAAACGUGCUGAACGUUGUCAAAACAAACUGAAGUCUUUUGUGUCUGAGUUGCUCAGCGCCUCAGCUGCUGGUUCAUCUGGAAAGGGUUUAAUUUCGCUUGCGGUUGGAGAUCCCGCGCUUGAUGGUAAUUUUCUUCCGCCGCCAAUUCUGACGUCGAAUUUUGUUAAGUGCGCGAAAUCCAAUAUCUGCAAUGGAUAUUGCCCAUGUUUUGGGCUUAAUGAGACGUGUAAGUCCAUUGGAAAGUACUGGAAGACGAAUUUCGCCCCGUCUAUGAAGGGAGAAGUCGCUGCUGACCAUGUCAUUGUGGCGUCGGGUUCCUCAGAUGCGUUGUCGAUGUGUUUUGGUGCCUUGUGCGACGAUGGUGAUAAUAUUUUGCUUCCGGCACCCUUUUUUGCACACUACGAUACCAUUUGUUCUUACUAUAACAUUCAAACGAGGUUUUAUCACUGCAAUCAUGAGAAGAACUGGGAGAUUGACUUUGACCACCUGCGGAGCCUCGUUGACGGCAGGACGAAGGCGAUUCUGAUGAACAAUCCGUCGAACCCGUGCGGCAGUAACUUUUCACGACAACACAUUGCGGACCUCAUUCGUGUUUGCGAGGAACUUCACCUCCCGUUGAUCGCGGAUGAAAUCUACGCGGGCCUGGUGUUUUCAGGCGAGAAGUUCACCUCCGUGGCGGACUUUGACACGCCGGUGCCUCUUUUUGUUGUGAGUGGUCUCUCCAAACGGUUCAACGUGCCAGGGUAUCGCUUUGGCUGGGUGGUUGUGGUGGAUCGGGAUGGUUACGGCGCAAAACUACUGAAAGGGGUGCGAAAACUGGCCACCCGUACUCUGAUGCCCAACUCGCUCUUGCAACAUGCUGUCGUGAGUGCCCUUGAGGAGACGCCACAGAGUUUUUUUGAGGACUGUGCGAAUCGCAUGGAGGCGGGGGCGAUGGUGCUUUACAACGGCCUCAAGGACUGUCCCGGGCUGAAGUUGGUGCGGCCACGUGGUUCGAUGUUUAUGUCUGUCGUUCUCGCCUUUGAGGAAUUGGACUGCAGCGUACGGUCGGACGUGGAGUUUUCCAGGAGGCUUGCGGAGGAGGAAAAUGUUCACGUAUUCCCGGGCGAGCCUUUUAAUAUGCCAGGAGCUUUGCGGAUAACUAUUUCUCGAUCCUUGCCAAUGUUACACGAAGCUGUCCAGCGCAUUCAAUCCUUUUGUGAGAGGCAUCGGCGCGCCUAG